Ictalurus punctatus (channel catfish) is the source of this 1433-nucleotide messenger RNA. RefSeq names its product RNA pseudouridine synthase D4 (gene rpusd4). The record is from RefSeq and is marked provisional. Gene Ontology annotation, molecular function: pseudouridine synthase activity; RNA binding. Gene Ontology annotation, biological process: pseudouridine synthesis. Lineage: Eukaryota; Metazoa; Chordata; Actinopteri; Siluriformes; Ictaluridae.
AUGUGAGAUGAGCACAGUAAAGUUAUUAGGUGUGUGGACAAGUCGAAACUUGAGUAGUCGUUAUUUUAAUCGCGGUGUUGUCGGGAACACGCGAAUAAAUUAUUAUGGAGCACUACGAUGUUUACUGCGUCCUUUCGGUACAGUUUCGGAGAAAGAAGCAGGCGUUUCUCCAGGGAGAAAAAGAGGACUGAGAGCCGCGGAUAUCGCAGAAAAGCUCCGGCGUGAAAAAGAGGAAAAGCCAGAUGCAAAAAAUAAAGUUCCGGUCUCUCCUGUACAGCGGAAUGUGGCAGAACUGAGGCAGCUCACUCAGCAGCUCCAAUCUGUCCAUCCAAAUGUUUUCGCAAAAGCACUCUCUAAGAGUAUUCUGUACCAAGACCAAAACCUCAUCGCUAUAAAUAAGCCAUAUGGAGUCCCAGUUUACAGUACUGGAGGCAUCGGGAACAGCAUUGCAGAGAGUCUGCCAGUCCUGGCCAAAAUUAUUGACUGCACGAAAGGAGGAUCCAAGCUGCACGUCUGUUACAAUCUCGAGAAGGACACCACAGGCGUUUUGUUCCUGGCCAGGACGGAGGAAACUGCUGAACGAAUACACAAUCUCAUCAGAUCGCAUCAAGCAGAGAAAAGAUACAUGGUGAUCACUGUUGGUGUCCCUGUUCCUUCUGAAGGUGUGAUUGACAUCCCCAUCAUUGAGAAGGAGGUCAUGGGGGACCAGCAUCACUUUAAGAUGGGUUUGAGUCCGCUUUACAGACCGACCGAGGAGGGAGACGGGUUGGUCCGAGUGAGAGCUAACCGGCAAGCGCAGAGCGCCGUCACACACUACAAGGUCCUGGACAGCAGCUCAGGAUGCAGCUUGGUGGAGCUCCAGCCAGUCACAGGAGUGAAACAUCAGCUGCGGGUUCACAUGGCGUUGGCUUUGGCUUGCCCUAUUCUGGGAGAUCAUAAGUACACCCACUGGAAUAAGCUGGCUCCUCAGAAGUUACCGGAAGGUGUGCUGCGGCGGCUUGGACUGGAGCAGAGCAAAACCCGACACCUUCCUCUCCACCUCCAUGUCCGACAGAUCACCCUACCAGGGGUCAGGGGUCACGAUGACCUUACUGUGUCCUGCCUGCUUCCCAAGUUCUUCACAGCAGCUCUGAAAAAACUGCAAAUCGAGCUGCCCGAGAAGCCGUAAGAAAUGAGAAACACCUUGGAUAUGAAUGUAAACUCUUUAACUGGACACCAAGGCUUACAGGAAGUCAGAACUGUGGCAUCAAAUAAAGUGAGAACAGGAUACGCUGACUGGAGGUGCGUGAAAGACGCAACCAUGCAGAUCAAAUUGCUUAGAGCCAGGUCUAUGUUGACUGGGUGAUCAAGGGACCUUUUUUUUUUUUAAGGUUGUGUUAUAUGUAAUAUGUGUGAUUAUUUUAUUAAACCCUAAAUAAAUUGAACUUCUGAGC